Cuscuta epithymum is the source of this 1646-nucleotide messenger RNA. NCBI's taxonomy places the organism in Eukaryota, Viridiplantae, Streptophyta, Magnoliopsida, Solanales, Convolvulaceae. The record is from the annotation of a GenBank genome assembly.
GACCCAGAAAUAAUCACAAUGAAACAAAAAAUAAUCAGAGUAAAAGUCAGAAAACAAAUAGAGAUUAACUAGUAACUACUAUUGGAAAUAUGAUUGAAAAAUACAAUUUGGGGUCUCAUUAACGAGCCUUAAGGAUAAAUGUACUCCGUAUAAAAUAUGUGAUAAUGUGCAUUUCCAUAUUUUAUCCGCUCACUUUGAAAUCACAUUCUAUUGGUUUUCGGAUUUAGUUGUACUUUAAUUGUUUUGAUUCUCACAUUUUUUUUUUUGGCAGAAACUCAGAUUUAUUUUGUUUAGUAACUAGCAAGUGCUAAUGUGCUAUUAACGUUUUUAUUGUUUUUCAUGUAUUUUAGAAUUUAGACCAUUUCUAGCAUCCCAACUUUCCAAGACAAUCAUAAAACACCGAAAUCCCAAAAGUCAAUCCCGGAUCAAACUCUUGGGGUGACCAGUCAACUCUCCCCUUCUACUCAUCCCUCUCCAUUCCAGUCAACCCUCUCAAACCCUGCCCGAAGUUAAGCUGCACGCAGAGAACGGAGGCAGUCCCCCCCCCCCCCCCCCCCCCCAUGCCGCUGAAGCUGCCAGCCGCAGGAGAUCCCGUCUUCCUUGCCGGAAUCUGCACAGCAGAUGAAGAACGACCAACAAAUAGAAGAAAAAUGAGAGACAGUCCGAUCGAGAAGAGUGCAGCUGCCGUCUCAUUCUCCGUGCUCAACCGUUUCGCCGUUGAGCCGCCGGAUUUUGCCGCAGAACCGUCACCAUUGCUCCAUCGAUCUGAAAAGGAGAAGUAGCAGCGCCGGAGAUCGACGAUGAAAAAACCAGACCUCCGAAGGCUAAAAGGUCAAAUAGAUACAUGAACUAACUUAAAGUGUUCAAUUAGCCCCUUAUAUAGGAGGUUCUGCCCGGCCGUCGCCAAUUGGGGCGGUUCCCGAUGGAUUUUUUUGAUGAUUUUUUUUGAGAAACUUCUUCAUUAAGUCUAGUUUACUCAUACCAAAUUUCAGCUAAAAAUUCAACCGGGAAGACAGUCAAAUGAUUUUUUGAAGAUAACUGCACAGUUAAACAGCGCAGUACAUUUCGGAAAAUCGAUUGACUGCCUUCCCGAUUUAAUUUUUAGAUGAAAUUUGAUAUGGGUAAACUAGACUUAAUGAAGAAGAUGCUCAAAAAAAUUCAUCCAAAAAUUCAACUGGGAACCGCCCCAAUUGGCGACGGCCGGACAGAACCUCCUAAAUAAGGGGCUAAUUGAACACUUUAAGUUAGUUCAUGUACCUAUUUGACCUUUUAGCCGACCUCCGAAUUACCUCUGCCGCUGACUAUCGCCGCCUACUUUCCGUCGCCGCCGUGCCUCGAUUCAGCGAAGAUGAAGACCCGGCUGCGGCACUCAACGAUGAAGAAGAGGCAGACCUCUGCUGCGUACGAUUUACGAAGGUGAAGAAAUGGGCUGAAAGAUCUAAUCUGAUUUUAGGAAGCGAAAAGACCAAAAUUUCCCCACAGGUCUUUUGUUUUAAUAUUCUGGCUUCUACCCUUGAUGGUCAUUUUUAUAGUCCGAGUUUUACACGAUAAAAUCCACAUUUCAGAUUAGGGAAGGAAGUAGAAGAUUCAACUCAUUCAAGCUCGUGAACAAUUAAGCCCGAGUAGGUACACACUUUCAUACACGC